Molecule: messenger RNA, 5736 nt
Organism: Python bivittatus (Burmese python)
Lineage: Eukaryota; Metazoa; Chordata; Lepidosauria; Squamata; Pythonidae
Gene: AJM1
Product: apical junction component 1 homolog
Biological process (GO): cell-cell junction organization
Cellular component (GO): apical junction complex; plasma membrane
Source: RefSeq, a predicted model, not a curated record
CAUCGGCCGCCACCAAUGACGUAUUAUGAAGGAGGAGGCCCCCCCAGAUCCCUUUCCAAAUGUCGGCAUCAUCUUGACCCAGCAGCCCCCUGGGCAUGAAGAAGGCCAUCCCUUCCUAUGCCAGCUCCCCGCUCUGCCUUGCUCAGAACUUGCAAUCGCUGCACUGAGAUGAUCUGAGGAGGGCUGGGGAGGAGCAGAAAGCUGGUUCUAAGAUGACCCGAACGGACCCGCCUGGCAUCCUGGUGUCUGCGGUGUAUCAGGACGUCCCCGUGGCUUCCGUGGGCUCCGCCAGCUCUGCCUUCUGCCAGCCCGCAAGGCCAUGUGACUCCUCCAUGUCUUCGUCCCUGGAGAACCAGCCGGCCCAGCCCUUCAACAAGCGACACUGCCGCAGCUUCGAUUUCCUCGAGUCCCUCGACGACCCCCCGCCCGCGGCUCCCGCCAUGGAGCGACGUUCCCGGCGGCCCCCCACGCCGGAACCAUCCUCGGCUCCUGUGGGGAAGAGGGCGUCUGUCCGGGCUGCUGCGCAGGAAGAGCAUGUUUCCCAGAGGAAGGGGGGCCCGAAGGAGCCGGCCUCCCGGGGCGAGCCCAAGAGGCGGGCCCGAUCCAAGAGCGCGCCCCGGGUCAAAUCUACCUUCACCCCCGUGGUCAUCCCCAUGUCCUCGGGCUCUCCGCCAGCCCUGACUAGGAGGGGACGUGAGGUCCAUCGAGUGUCCCGAGAGCCCGAGCGGACAGAGGUGUCCCCUCGCCGGGAAAGCAGUUAUGCCUCCAUGAAAGCCUUGAUGAGCGAGGUGCACCCCAUCAAGCUGCAGCCUCAGCGGGCCAGCGGCAGCCGCAUCUCUCCUCUCUGCAUAACCGGAGCAAACUGCCCUGAAGAGGCCGCCCUGGCUGCAAGGUUCCCGCUGCCCAGCGUGCACGUCAAGCGUCGGGUGGACAUCAAGCCAGAUGAGGCCACGGUUCUGCACGCAGCCCGCAGUGCCAAAGUGUCGCAUGGCCAUGGGGAGGCCCCGCUGGCCUGGCCCCGGCCCCCAGGCACGCCCCAUAGCUUGACGGUGCCCAGCAGCCGGCAGGUACCCAUGUCUCGGACUCCCACACCCAGCGAUACUUACAGUGGGGAACACCGAGGGCUGGCACCUUACCCCACCGAAUUUUGUGAUGGAGGUCCAGCCGUACCCGAAAGUGGUUGCGUUCCUUACGUCCCCUAUGUGCCAACCAAGUUCUUCUACACUGAGGAGGCCAGCAGUUUCCCUCUGAAAAGCUCCAGCUAUAAGUCUUACCCUCCCGCUUAUGGGGGCCAGGUUCUCCUGCCCCAAACUUUUUAUGCAGAAGAACCUCCCCCGAGCAGCUUCUAUCCUCUUCCAGCUAGAACCUUUUUUGUGGAGGAAAACAGGACUCCUUAUCCCAUUCAGGAGGCCCCAGCCCAGACUUACUAUGGGGACGACCCACGCUUUUACACUCCCAGGACCCCUCCCACGAAGGCUGUUUAUACUGAAGACCCUAGGGCUUAUCCCGCCUUGAGGGCCAACCCACGAGUCUUCUACACUGAAGAUUAUGGCAAAUAUCACGAGCGAGAGGCCAUGUCUCGCACUUACCCGCAUUCCCGCAUUGCUCCAUCGGUGCAGUUCAACGACUGGUACUGCCCCAAAAGGGGGACGGUGCCCUACCAGACAUGGCAGAUGUCCCGCUUUCCAGCUCACCAACCUGCCCCCCAAGCCAUGCUGUCGUCGUGGCACACCAGCUACAGCGUCAGCCCUCCACGGCUUGGCACGGACACGAGGCACUAUUCCAAAUCCUGGGACAACAUUCUGACCCCUCAGGUGCGCCGGGAAGACCAUCUGUUGCGCGGUCGCAGCUACGAGAACCUGCUGUCCCGGGAUCCACAUCGCGCUUUCUCCCCUGAUGACCGGCGCCAGCCAGCAGUGGUGAACCUGUCCAGUUCUCCCAAACGCUACGCGGCCCUUUCCCUCUCUGAGAAUUCCCUCAUUGAGAGCAUGCAUGCUGACAGGGGGCGCCACGGCUGGUUUGUCACGCCGGAGAUCACCAUCACGGACAACGAUAUCCGAGCGAACGGGUUCGGCAAGAGUGAGAGGCGCUCAGCCAGCUGGGAUGUACUGGAUACGGGGGACUCGCGAGAGAGGGGUGGCGUCCCCACCCAGCCCUAUGGACCAGACCCCAGCGCCAAAGAGAGCACCGCCCGCCAGCGCAGCUUGGAGCAGUUGGAUGAGCUCAUCACAGACCUGGUCAUUGACUACAAGCCCCCUUCCAUUUGCCAGCCCAGCGAGGUCAGCAAUUUGGCCGACCAGCUCCGGCAGCUGAUCAGUGACGGAUUAGGCCUGCCCCCCAGGAAGCCAGACUCUUGGAGGUCCGUGGAGCCCCAUCCCACCAAGGAGCAGCCUGGCCGCAGCGCCUUCCACGCCGACCUUCGUAAGGACCAGGGCCGACGCUCCACCGAGGCUCCGGGAUCCGCCAGGCCCUCAGAAAAAAGCCUGGAUGACUGUUCCCCAGAUCUCAGCGCUGACGAGGACGACGUGAUGAUGUGCUCCAACGCCAAGUGCCGUCGCACAGAGACCAUGUUCAAUGCCUGCCUCUACUUCAAGUCUUGCCACAGCUGCUACACGUACUACUGUUCCCGCCACUGCCGGCGGGAGGACUGGGACACCCACAAGGAGAGCUGCAUCUACGGGCGGAUUGGCAGCACCUGUCGCCACGUGCUGCAGUUCUGCCGGGAGAACGGGGAGGUGCACAAGGCCUUCUCCCGCAUCGCCAAGGUCGGCUUCCUGUCUCGGGGCCGUGGGGUGCUCUUUCUGGGCUUCCCCAGCUCGGGCUCAGCAGAGAACUUUCUGCAGUUCGGCCUGGAGAGCUUGCUGAUGUCGCCCACUUACCUGUCGUUGCGGGAGCUCGAGGGCUACUCAGACAACCUCGGGGAAUACGCCCGGGAACUUCAGGAAGCGGGCCAGCAGUAUGACCCCGAGGAAUGCUUCCUCCUGAAUGUAACAGUGGCAGUGGGGCAGAAUGUGCCAGAGCGGCCAUCCCCAAAGGUACAGGUGCCGACCGUCCGCAAGUACGCCAAGAUGGCCUUGGCGUCCUCCAGCCCCGAGAAGAAGAUCCUCAAGAAGGAGCGGGACAUGGAGACGCUGAUCUUGACGCCCCCUCCCGGCACGGCCGACCUGGACAAGGAUGGUGAGGAAGGGCGCAAAGCACGAGAGGUUUGCUUCAUCAACAUCCAGCGCGAAUUGCGCAUUCGCGGCGUCUUCCUGCGGCACGAGUUCCCGAAGAUUUAUGAGCAGCUGUGUGCAUUUGUAGAAAGCAACAAACGCUUCACGCCUACCACCAUCUACCCUAUUGAUAAGAGGACCGGGAAGCAGUUCAUGUGCAUGAUCAUGGCAGCCUCUGAGCCGCGCACCCUCGACUGGGUGGCCAGUCCCAACCUUCUGGACGACAUUAUGUGAUCCCCCUCCUCCCAUGGUUUCCUCUUGCUCUCCUGCCAGCUUCCCCCAAGGGCUUCCUGUCCCCUUUCUCUUAGAGGUGUAUUUUACUACUCAAGUGCUAAUGUGAUGGUUAGUCUGUUCCUGUUCUUUCCAAGCAAGGAAUGGUCAAGACUGGCACAGCUUGACCUAGCAAGGGACGUGGUUCCCUGGCAGAGACAGGGCCUGCGUUGGUGGCCCUCAGCCCUUACUUGCUUCAGGACAUGGUGGACAUUUCUCACUCAUUUAAAAGAUGAGUCAAGAUCUGGCCACCUUAAAAAAAGCAGAUAUUUUAUUUUAAAAAUUCCAGGUUUUGUGGGUCAACUUUUCGGACAAUAAUACUCAGCCUUAUAGUCCACUUUUCUUCUGAAUUCCUCCAGACAAGAAUGUUCUUAUUUCAUGGGGUGAUUUCCUUUAUUUUUAAAAUUUAUCCUGGGGAAUAAAAGGAAGGGGGAGUUUGCCACUGGCAAUUCAGUUGGGGAUCCUCCUCCCCUGGCCCUGGCAGCUUUGUCUUGCCAUCUUUGCAGCCGGACUUGGCGGAGGGUGGGCUGCAGCAUCCCACCCCGCUCCUCAGCUCCAUCUGCGUUGGCUGCCGUCCUGUAAACCAAAAUGAGGGAGGGGACAGCGCAUGCUCUUUCUCUGUGGGGUGCUGAUGAUGGGAACAGCUCAGGAAGGGCAUAAGGGGGACCAGGGCAUAAGGGGCAUCCAUGCUGCCCUGAAUUCCUGCAAAGGAUCCUUGCUGGGAAAAAGCUUUUGCAUGCCAGCGGCUGGCCUCAAACGCCGAAAUGUGUUGCUGCUUUUCCUCUGCUCUUCUUUGCUCCGCACCUGUCUCUGAAGCCACCACCUCCCCGGGGUUUGCCCCCGUCCACCGGGGUGGGAAGCCACCUCUGCUUGUGGGAGAGCUGGGGGGCCCGAGGGCUGAGCUGCCUCCUGCCAGUGAUGCCUCCUCCCAUCCCGGCAGGGAAAUCCAGGUCAGGCGCUGUGAAAAUGGAAUGUUGUUGCCACGGAAAUGCUGCCCCCCCCCCGCUCCAUCCCUUGCAGAAAGGUGGGAAGGGGGCUGCUACAGCUCCAUUUGCCAGGCCCUUGAAGCUACUCAGAGGUGUGUGUGCUCUGUCAGUGCCUGGGUCAUUCACCGGAUGGGCGGUGUUGAAUUAGCUCACGAGCGGGGCCUCGCAUCGGAAGCCAUGGAGUAUGAUGGGCGCCAGGCUUGGGCCUUGGUUAAGUAGGUUGUGUCAUGUGAUGGCUGGAGCUUGGGCAGGAGGUGGGGGGGCAGAGCCCAGAAGCACAGAGGGGGAGUCUCCUGGAAUGCCUGUUGCGCAGCGCUGCAGCCCGAAGAAACCCUUUGCCCAAAGCGCAGCUGAGACAGCGGCACCAGGAGCCCCAGAGGAUCCCAACGUUCGGCAGGGCCUCCAGCGGAGGGUCCUUUGCACGAUGAGCCUGCAAACCGCCUGUCCCUCUGCCCCAGAAGGGAGGGGCCCUCGCAGGCUGUCUUGGCUUGCCCCCAAAGGUCGAGCGGGCAAACCGUGGGAUGCCAAGAGGGUGCCUCUUCCCCAUCUUUUGGGUUGCGCUCCUUGAAGAAUCAUACUGUGCCUGGCAAAGUUAAGGGCUGUGCAUGAGAGCCUCGAUCCCGGUGUUACUACGUGCGCAUGGGGAAUUGGGGGGCGGGGGUGGGAGUAUGAUUGUUUUUGCCUAUGCAGGGUGUGGGGAAGGCUGGGCCUUACAAUCUCACGUCCGUUCAUUUGCUGCAAUUGCAGAACAGGUUUGGAGGGUGAAGAGGUGCCUCUGGGGUGGUGGCGGACAGUCCUCACUGCUAUUCUGAGUUGUCCAUCGGGUGCCAACACGCUAAGGUGCGUCGUGCGAAAUCGAUCUAAGCAGCGUGCCAUGGCUCGGGAAGGAGUCACUGUUCUAACCAGCUUGCUUUCCUCCCCAUCAGUCCUUCCGUGGAGAGCAUGGCCUGCCAGGCGCCUCGUUCCCGCACUUGUUCAGAUCCAUGAGGAAGGCUGGUGAACCCACCGAGGGCCGCUGGGCCCUUCCCGACCCUUUUAGCUGUAUGUGAGCGAGGGGGGAGAGCAGGAGGGGAGGUCUCACGGUCACAGCGGGAGGAAGAGGGCUGCCCGGGGCUGCGGACGCCUGGCCUGGGCGGAAGACGGCCCGGGAUGCCGCUUUUGCCCUGCCGCGGCCGAGGCUCGUCGAGGCUGUGUUGUUUCAGCUGCGCCGUUGCGUUAAAAGCGCCUCCGGGGACGGACUGCCCGCUGCUCCUCUGAAGGAAGGUCUC